Megachile rotundata (alfalfa leafcutting bee) is the source of this 4602-nucleotide messenger RNA. It is a transcript of the gene PH4alphaEFB, whose product is annotated as prolyl 4-hydroxylase subunit alpha-1. Gene Ontology annotation, cellular component: endoplasmic reticulum. Gene Ontology annotation, biological process: peptidyl-proline hydroxylation to 4-hydroxy-L-proline. Gene Ontology annotation, molecular function: procollagen-proline 4-dioxygenase activity; L-ascorbic acid binding; protein binding. Lineage: Eukaryota; Metazoa; Arthropoda; Insecta; Hymenoptera; Megachilidae. The record is from RefSeq and is a predicted model, not a curated record.
CUAAAACGUUUCGUUUCUGUUGGCUGGUUACAGAAAGUCGUCGAAAAUGAGAAGCAGCAGGAUGUUGACAGUCGCGACGGUGAUUUUGAUCUCGGCGACGUUCCACGGCUGUUUCGGUGAGCUGUACACCGCGUUGGCGGGCAUGGAAGAGCUUCUGGAAACGGAAGCGGUUCUCAUCGACACUCUCAACGGCUAUAUCAAGGCUCAGGAAGAACGUCUGGCUACUCUUAGAAAAAACGUGGAGGAUUACGCGAGAGAGCACGAGGAAGCGUCGAAGAACAUUCAGCAGUACCUGUCGAAUCCAAUCAACGCUUAUCUGCUCGUGAAAAGACUGACCACCGAUUGGAAACGUGUCGAGGAGCUGAUAACGCAGGACGUGGGCAAAUCUUUCGUCGCGAAUAUCACCAACUCACGUAGCGACCUUAAAUUCCCAACUGACGAGGACCUUAAUGGCGCCGCUGUCGCUUUGAUGAGGCUACAGGACACGUACAAACUCGACACCGCACAAGUCGCCAGGGGCGUGUUGAAUGGGGUUCAAUACAGCACAGGAUUAAGCGCCAGCGAUUGUUUCGAACUGGGCCGGCAGUCUUAUCAUAACCGCGAUUACUAUCACACAGUCCUGUGGAUGCAGGAAGCCAUGGAUCGCCUUCAGGAGGAACAAAACGCGACCACAACUCUGAAACCAGAUAUUCUAGAAUAUCUAGCCUUUUCGACGUACAUGCAAGGGAACGUGGCGCGGGCUUUAAGCAUGACGAACGAGCUUUUGGAGCUUGUACCGACUCACGAGCGAGCCUUAGGCAACCGUGCUUAUUACCAGAAGGAAAUUCAGAGCAAGGCGAAUCAGUCGAAGAAGAAGCGCGGCGAGGACGGCCAAGACGACACAGCCGUGCCUGCUCAACACUUUACGGUGACCGAGGAGAAAGUAAAAACCUGGGAAGAAAUGACAGAAAGAGAACGGUACGAGAUGCUGUGUCGCGGUGAAGUUUCAAUUCCCCCGGAAAUACAGAAGAACCUGAAGUGUCGAUACGUCGAUCGAGGAAUUCCGUUUUUAAAGAUUGCACCGUUCAAAGAAGAGGAAGCGUAUCUGGAUCCGAGGAUUGUCAUUUAUCAUAACGUGAUAUACGACGAAGAAAUCGAAACGAUCAAAAGAAUGGCGCAACCCAGGUUCAAACGUGCCACGGUGCAGAAUUACAAAACUGGUGCCUUAGAGAUAGCGAACUAUAGAAUUAGUAAGAGUGCAUGGCUGCAAGAACACGAGCAUAAACACGUGGCAGCGGUGAGCAAACGCGUGGAACACAUGACGAGUUUGAACGUGGAAACCGCGGAAGAAUUGCAAGUGGUGAACUACGGUAUCGGUGGUCAUUAUGAACCACAUUUCGAUUUCGCAAGGAAAGAGGAAACGAACGCGUUCAAGAGUCUGGGUACCGGAAAUCGUAUUGCUACUGUUCUUUAUUAUAUGAGCGACGUGGAACAAGGCGGCGGUACCGUAUUCACAGCCAUUAACAUCUCCCUGUGGCCCAGGAAAGGCAGCGCAGCGUUUUGGUUCAACCUGAAACCCAACGGCGAGGGAGAUCUCAGAACCAGACACGCGGCCUGUCCAGUGCUAACCGGUUCCAAAUGGGUGGCGAACAAAUGGCUCCACGAGAGAGGUCAGGAGUUCCUCAGGCCCUGCACCCUCGAGAACCAAACUUCGGACGAGGCUGAUGUCAGGCACUGAAUCUCUCGGCAACCGGAUCGACGUUAGUGAAAGAUAAACACGAAUGGGAUUUAUCGACCUUUGUUCACGAUGUACGGCUAACGUGAAAAGUGUUGUUUUAACGUUGAACGACGAAGGGGAACAUUGUUUGAUUCGUCGUAAAGGAAACAGAGAAAUUGCGACACGAUUGUAGUAAACGCGUGGAACGAUAUAACUGAACUGGUGUAAUUUUUGUACAGAGGUCGGCGGGAAAACCGGGGAAAACCUACCAGCAUUUAGCGAACAUUAUAAACACCAUUCGAUUAAACUUCCAAAGUUUUGUCGGUUCUGUACUGAUUACAACAAGGAUUAACGCUUUGAUGGCCGGUAUUACCUGAUCACGGUUUUAACUUUCAUUAGUUUUUAUCCGUGAAACUGCACCGCAAAUGGCCCAUUUGUGCCGGAUAUUUUCACACGUUACUUGGAAGGUUAAUCGAGUUAAAAAGUUAGGAAAGGUUUGAUUAAAAGUUUAACUAAGGUUUGAUUAAUUUAACGUUCAAUGGCGUUGAGAAUCUGUUACCUAACGAGAUAAAUCUGAUUAGCAAUUUUUGCUUUCACCACGGUAAAUUUGGACGAUGAUUUAUGAACUAAUUUUAGUUCAUAAACGAGUAAUUUUAUACAUUUGUAUUCUUGAUUUUAACGUUCAGUUAUUUCCGUUUUUUAUCUUUAAAUACUAAUCUUACAAAUUGAUGUUUGCAACAACGAAACUGUGACAUAGGUUUCCAUUGGUAUUUCCUUUUUCCAAAUCACGUCAAAGGUCAUCAAAGUGUUAAGAUUAAACGUUUAAUUUCAAUCCUCUUCCGAGGUCAUUUGUCGCAUCAUUUCAUUGUGCAUUAUACUUAGGUAUAGAAUUUUUACAAAAACACACGGCAUUUAUCUAAUAGUAUAUAUGUAUUAGAAAUUAAAGCAAUAACGAGUUGCACGUUUUAGGCCAGUCAGUUCGUCUCGAAGUCAGGAUUGUGAUUGCGUACGAAAUGAUAAUUAUGUAGAAUAUGAUCUGUAGCUAAUUUUUGUGGCCUUAGUAAUUGUUGGAAACAUUUGAAGACACGAUACAUUCCUUUACGACAUAUAUAAUAGUUCAACCUAAUUUGGAAAAGUUCUAAUUUCUUUUGUUUGCCUUGCAAAUAUAUUUUCGAGGUAAAUUCUGUUCUACGUAAUUAUCUAUAAAACACGUACCCCUCGCAAGAACUUCAACAUUUUAAUCUCAUGAAUUCACUCGGUAAACGCGGAGAUAAAAGAAAAUGGAAUCGAACAUUCCUGUGUUCAUCAAAGAGUAUUCUAUUAUAAUUAAAUCUUUAACUGUAUCGUUCCUUAUUCUACGACACGUUUCCCCGUCAGCGGGGUAUAUCUUGUAAAUAGUAGUGAUGUAAUAAUCGAGAAGCGUUUCAUUAGAGAUCCAACAUCUUGUAUACGAAUCGCUUGUAAAAAUGAAAGAAAAUAAACGAGAACAGAAUGAUAGAGAUCGACUUUAUCGACGGACGAACACGUCUGCGUCGUAAUUACCGAUUUUAGAACGUGAUGGAAAUCUCGGACGAUCAAUGUGUAUUGUCAAUAUUUCGAUAUUUUCACGACUAAUAUAUAUUUCGCGAUUAUCAAGGUUAAUAUAUAUUGUCAAUAAAUAUUGAGAGCUGUGAAAUAUUGACAACGCAUGUUAAUCGCCUGAGGUCUCCAUAAAAUGUUAUACGUGAGCUUAGACAUCCUACAUUUUCGGAUGAAAUAUCGUUGGAAUAAUUAAAGUAGAAAAUACUCGAGUAAUCGUAUAAUACGUACCUUAGAUACUGCCACCGUUCAUCUCGAAUCAUAAUCCUCGUGUGUGUGAGUGUGCAAUAGCUAGCAACAGCCUCUUCGAUUCUUUGUCGAUCAAUAGUUUCCACGAAUCGUUCAAUUUUAUGCACGAAAUUAGAUAAAAUGCACGAGAAACACUUUUGUACGUGUUCGUACGUAAACUCGUAAACUCUAGUAAAGUCGAGUAGCGAACGCGAAAGACGCGUGGGUUUAAUAAAAUCACUUACAACCACUAUAUUUGUAAAAUUCUUACUUAAACACAGUAAUUUUCGCGAAUUUUACACUUUUUCCGAGCACAAAAUUUCGCGCGUCGUUCACUACGCGGUGUCACUUGAAACUGAAGCGUCAAAGAUGGCUACGCAAAAUGGCGGAUCAGCGACGCGUUCUGAUUGGUUCGUGCGUUACCAACAGUAGCUUCUAACCAAUCACAUUGAUCUGUCAUAAAUAUUGGCGGUAACUCGUGCGACGUUUGGAGUGAUUCGGUGUCCGAACAGUUUUUCCUCUGUUGCGUUUAAAAGUGAACAAUUAACUGUGUUAAACUAUCUCUGAGUGAAGUUGAUUAACUUUAAAAGAUCCACGCGUCUUCGGCAGUGCUAUACUCGAAGAUUAUCAGUGAAUUUUGCAUGAAUAGAGGAUCAAUAGGAUUCAUGAGAUCGUUGCAGAUUUACUACCGUGCUAAACUCAUCACCGGUAAGCGAUUCCUUUAUUCGUAACGAUUGGCACGAAAAAAUUCAAUUUCGGCGCGAAAUAUAUACGCCGUACGAUGUACAUAACUCGUAUAAGCGUCUGAACGACCAUAUCGCUCGUAUUAAUUAUCGAGUCUCGAAUAAAUAAAACAUUUAAUCAAUCUACGUUUCGACUGAGAAAGCGUUUAACGCUCAUUGUUACGAUUCAUUGUUAUCGUAUUGUUAAGUCGAACGAGCUGAACCGGCUCGCUUCACAGUGAUUGUCACGAAUCGAUUAUUCGCGAAAUCACUAUUUCCUACGUAACCUGUAAUCUGUCAGUUCAUUUAUCACGAUCAUUACUUUAUUCUAUUGAUAAGCUAUAAGAUAAUGUCACGCAAUAAACAUUUACAAAUCUC